Molecule: messenger RNA, 447 nt
Organism: Anneissia japonica
Lineage: Eukaryota; Metazoa; Echinodermata; Crinoidea; Comatulida; Comatulidae
Product: ubiquitin-conjugating enzyme E2 T-like
Exons: 3
Coding region: 124-432 (102 amino acids)
Source: RefSeq, a predicted model, not a curated record
CGGAACGCACUUUGAUAUGCAGAACAGCUCGUUCUUCAUGACCAACGAUUGGUGAUCGAGAAAAAGGACGGAAAAAACAAUUGUUUUGUUGUCAAAAAGCUACUGUGUUUGUAAUGUGUUAAAAUGCAGCGUUUAGGAAGGAUGAAGAGAGAGAUAGAAAUGUUUGAGAGAUCUCCGCCACCUGGUAUUUCGUGUUCGAUGAAGAGUGAUAGCAGCGACAGUCUUGAGGCCCAAAUUAUUGGGGCAGAAAACACUCCUUAUAAUGGUGGACUUUUUCAUUUAGAAAUUCAGCUCCCAGAAAGAUAUCCAUUUGAGCCACCCAAGGUACGAUUUGUUACACCUAUUUAUCAUCCCAACAUUGAUGCUGCUGGACGAAUAUGCCUGGACAUCCUGAAGAUGCCUCCAAGUGUAAGUACAGUUAAACUUGCCUAAGUCGACUUUGCUUUA